This is a messenger RNA of Eruca vesicaria subsp. sativa (arugula), 1131 nucleotides long. NCBI's taxonomy places the organism in Eukaryota, Viridiplantae, Streptophyta, Magnoliopsida, Brassicales, Brassicaceae. The record is from the annotation of a GenBank genome assembly.
AUGGGAAACCAAACAAGCAAAAAGUCACAGGAAACAUCUUCUAAGACCACAACAACAACAACCAUGCACCACACAACAGAGCUGAGAUCAUACGAGGCUGCAUGUAAAGCAGACACGGAGCUGCAAUCUUUCGACACAUGUUUACAUGCACGGACAGGUCACUUGAUAAGCACGCUAGCUACGGGUGUUGAGGUUCGAGCGCUCUCGUUCGAUUCCCUCAAAGAAGUGACCGAGUGUUUGCUUGAGAUGAAUCAAGAAGUGGUGAAAGUGAUAUUGGAUUGUAAGAAAGAUAUAUGGAAGAAUCAAGAAAUGUUUGAUCUCGUUGAAGAUUACAUUGAGAAUAGCUUGAAGACACUUGAUUUCUGUGCUGCUUUGGAGAAAGGGUUGAGAAAGGCUCGUGAUAGUCAGCUUUUGAUCCUUGUUGCUCUUCAGCAGUUUGAAGAUGAGAGCCUUGUUAAAGGUUGUAAUGGAUACGAGAAGACACUUGAAGAGCUGAGGAAUUUGAAAGACGUAGAGUCUCCUUUCAACGACGAAUUCUUCAAGAUGUUCCAGUCUGUGUACAGACACCAGAUGUUGAUGCUUGAGAAGCUACAGCUUCACAAGAACAAGCUUGACAAGAAGCUCAAGUGCAUCUACACAUGGAGAAAACUCUCCAGCAUCAUCUUCAUGACUACCUUCGCCACUGUACUCAUCUGCUCCGUUGUGGCUGCAGCCAUGGCAGCUCCUCCCGUAGCCGCGGCUCUGGCUGUAGCUACUGUUGUGCCGCUAGGCUCAAUGGGAAAAUGGAUUGAUUCUAUGUGGAAGAACUAUGAGAAUACACUUAAAGGACAAAAAGAGGUGAUAAGUUUGAUGCAGGCAGGGACAUAUGUGGCGGUUAACGACUUGGAUAAUAUCCGGGUUUUGAUCGAACGGUUGGAGAUUGAGAUCAGGGGAAUGGUGAAGUGUGCUGAAAUCGCAGUGGAGCAUGAGGAAGUCAGGCUUGGGAUCAAUGAAAUAAAGAAGAAGCUUGAGGUGUUUAAGAAAAAUGUAGAGGAAUUGGGAAUACAUGCUGAUUUGUGUAGCGGAUAUAUAAGAAGGGCAAGGACUGUGAUUCUGCAGAGGAUCAUCAAGCAUCCCAACAAUUCUAAGUAG